Molecule: messenger RNA, 3949 nt
Organism: Salvia hispanica
Lineage: Eukaryota; Viridiplantae; Streptophyta; Magnoliopsida; Lamiales; Lamiaceae
Source: RefSeq, a predicted model, not a curated record
AAUUUUUUUCAUCCUAAAAAAAAAGAUUAUUCCAAUCGAGAUGGCCGCUUAUGCAGCUCUGGUUUCACUUAUGCAGAUCAUCCAUCAGAUCGAGCAUCAUCCUUCCCCUCCGAUUUCUAUGGACAAAAAACAAGUUGAAUCUCUGACUCAUAUCGUUAUGUUUUUGCAGGAAUUUCUUGAAGGUUAUAAGUCUCCUUAUGCUGAGGGGGAUGAGGCAGAUCCGUUGGAGAUGCGCAUCGCUGAUGCAGUUUAUGCGGCUGAAGAUGUCAUCGAAUCUCACAUUAUGAAACAACUUCGUCCUGAUGUCUUAGUCUUGUACGAGGCUUUGAGGGACGUGAUAGAAGACAUGGAUUCAGUCAUUGCAGUCAAAGAAGGUAUACCUGCAGCAAACUUGCAUGAUACUCUGGAGGAUUUGAUACAAGGCAUUCAAUUGGUAGAAAAGAGGGUGAAAAAACACAUGGAUUUGAUCUUCAUACUCAAAUAUCAUCUGCAGAGAAGACAAGUCUCAGAUCCUGCAGACUUGUAUAAGACUGUGGUAAAGUUGAUACAACACAUGGAUUUAAUCAAGAAUGAAGUGAUGGAGAUUUUGGAUUUCAAAGAUCAGCUUCAGAGAAAAGUCUUGGCAUUUGCUGAUUACGAUUUGUAUGCAUAUCACAAGACUGACGUGGUGGAUUUCAUAGAAGACGUGGAUUUGCUUAAGAAUGAAGUGAUGGAGAUUUUUGCAUUUAAAGAUCAGCUGCAGCAGGGACAAGUACUCUCGCCAUCUGCUAAUUCCUCAACAUAUGCAGAGACUCAGGCGUAUUUCAGAAAAGACAUGGAUUUGGAUUUGGAUUUGAUCAAGAAAGACAUGAUGGAGAUCAUCGCAAUCAAAGAUCAGCUAGAGAUACAAGUCUCAGCCUCUUCUGAUUCCUCAGCAUCUGCAAGCUUUUGUGAGAGUUUGCAGAAGGUGAUAGUAGACAUGGAUUUAAUCAAGGAAGAAGUGAUGGAGUUCGUUGCACUCAAAGAUCAUAGACAAGUCUCCGGUGGUUCCUCAACAUCUUCUUUCUCUAGGCCAAACAACACAGCCAUGGUGGGCUUUGAUCAUGUCAUGACUCAACUCAUGGAGAAGCUCAUUUACGGACAACCCGGUCGCCAAGUCAUCCCAAUCGUAGGAAUGGGAGGAAUUGGUAAGACUACUCUUGCCACAAAUGUUUAUGCACAUCCAUUUAUAGGUGACCAUUUUGAUAUAUGUGCUUGGGUUACCAUUUCUCAACAAUUUAGCUUAAAAGAUCUUCUUGGUGAAAUUCUUUUUCAAGCUAGUAAACAGAGUUUGAGUGAAAUGAGAGAAUAUGAAAUAGGACUAUCACUCUACCAAUAUUUAUCAUAUAGAAGGUAUCUAAUAGUGUUGGAUGAUAUGUGGAAUAUUGAGGCAUGGGAGAAGAUACAACUCUAUUUUCCUGACAAUGGUAACGGUAGUAGGAUAAUGGUGACAACUAGGCUAUCGAAUUUGGGAUCUCAAUUGAAUAACAAUUAUAGCCUUGAAAUGGAAUUUAUGAAUGAAGAAAGUAGUUGGAAUAUGUUCAGCAAAAUUGUGUUUGGGGAAAAAAAUUGUCCUUUGGAAUUGGAGAAAAUUGGAAAGAAGAUUGUGGAGAAGUUGCAGAGGACUUCCAUUAUCAAUUGUUGUGAUGGGAGGUCUUUUGGAAAAAAUGGAACAAACUAAAGAAUGUUGGGAAUCUAUUACGAGGAGCAUGAGUUCAUUAGCAAAUUUGGAAAAUGAUAAGCAUUGCUUGAAAAUACUAAAGUUGAGCUACGACCAUUUGCCAGUUUAUCUUAAGUCGUGCUUUGUACAUAUGGGAAUGUAUGAGGAGGAUAGUAAAAUUCGAGUCUCAACACUCAUCAAGCUAUGGGUUUCUGAAGGAUUUGUAAAACCAGUAAAUGGCAAAAGUUUGGAAACAAUAGUUAAAGAGUACUUAGAUGAACUGGUUGCGAGAAAUCUAAUUCUUGUUCAUGAGUUCGGGAGAACUGGAAGCAUGAAGUUCUUGAAAAUCCAUGACUUGUUGAGAGAUCUUUGCUUGAGAGAAGCUGAAAAGGAGGGGGUUAUCAUGUGGUUGGACAACAUAAUCCUCAAGACAUGUCUAGCCAACGUCGUGUAGUUAUCCCGAGAAGCACUUCAAAGAUGGAAAUCCUUGAUGCCAUGAGAUCUACACCAUAUGUCCGUUCCUGUAUAAGUGAUUAUGAAAGAGUUCAAUUGUUCCCCAAAUUAAGAUUGUUGAGGACAUUGCAAGCAUACAACAUAUUUUUUCAUCGAAAAGUACAUCAGUAUUCCCUAAGAGAAUUGUUCAAGUUGAUUAAUUUGAGGUUUCUUGCUGUUUAUCAUGAAGAAGGUUCCCAACUUCCUUCUUCAAUCAAUAUCCUCUGGAGCCUUCAGACAUUAAUUCUUCUUGUAUCAUUCUUGGAUUUAUCUAUGUCCCAAGCAAAUAUGAAUGCACCGGUUGAAAUUUGGAACAUGUCCCAACUUAGGCAUGUCAAUUUCCAUGUUUAUGGCUGGCACAUCGGUAGAGGAUUGCAUCUCCCAGAUCCUCCGAGUGACAAGAUUGUGAUCAUGGAGAAUCUACAAACCCUCAAAGGAGUAAGGAAUUUCAAAUGUGAUGAGAUGAUGGUUCGUAGGAUUCCCAAUAUCAGGAAAUUGGGACUAUCUUAUCCUGGUGGUGAUGAGGAUAUUGAGUAUGGUGAUGACUAUUGUCUCCACAACAUCGAACGUCUGCAAAAGCUUGAAUCUCUCAGCUGCGAAGGCUAUGGUAGGAGUGCUUUGUUGCAAAAGCUUACCUUUCCACACUCUCUUAAGAGUCUGACUCUUUCGAUGUAUAUAAAUAGAAUGGAAGACAUAUUGGAAAAGGCAAGUGCAUUACCCCUUCUUCAAAAGCUCAAGUUGAAGGGUGGAUAUUUCACAACAGGCAAAUGGGAAACAGUGGAAGGCCAGUUCCCCAGUCUCAAAUAUUUGGAACUUGGCUUGUGUAAAGGCUUGGAAUGGUGGAUGACGGAGAGCUCUCACUUUCCAUGCCUCGAGCACCUUAGGCUUUACGAAGUAUCUUUGAUGGAGUUCCCUGCAGAACUUGGUGAAAUUCCGACACUGAAAUCCGUGAGAAUGCAUCAUUGCAGUGAAGAAUCAGUGAUAAGUGCAAAGAGAAUGGUCGAGGAACAAGAGGAUUUACAAGGAGAAGAAGAAUUAUCUUUUAAUGUUUCCGUUAUCCUCAAAAAGCACUGCGGUGAGAACGGUUUUCUGAUAACCUUAGCAAAUCGCAACUUUACAGUUGAAAUAGAUCGUUACUAGGAUUGUCAAUAAUAAUUUAGAUGUCCAUUUGUUUUUGCAUUAUAUACUAGUAUUAAUUUUUGAAUUCAUAUUUUACUUAAAUAUGAAUUUUGUCUCGUGUAGCCUUGGAUGAAAUGUUGGAGUAUUUAAGUAAAUUCUUGUAAACAAGUUGGAGUAUCUCUGAGCAAUUCUUGUAGAUAACCACAACUGUUUACAUGAGAAAGCUGGAAUCUCUUAGCAAUGAUUUUUCACGAAAGCUUACCUUUCCAUACUCUCUUAGGAUUCUAACUCGUGAAAUCAGAAAUCAAAGAAUGGAAGCCUCAUUGGAAAAGGUAGUAGAGAAAUGAAAGGGGAGACUGACUUCAAUUCUUUUGUUGGAUAUUAAUUAAUGCGCCAUGACUCAUGUCAUUGAUACUCCCUGUCUUCCAUUAGGAGUCUCAUUCACGGGCGAUAAGAAAUGUUAAGAAAAGUGGAUGGAAAAAAGUUAGUAGAAUAUGAGUCUCACUUGUAUAUAUAUAUAUAAGUUUUAAAUAAAUGUAAGUGAAAUGAGUUAGUGAAAGGUGAUACUCUAUUAACCGAGACUCCUAUUCGCGGAUGGAGGGAGUAUCAAUGCUACUGAUGGACCCCAUUGAUAUCAACAACUCCACACUUUCUUUUUCA